CAGAGGCCCUCACGCCUCACUCAUAGGCACAGGCGCACAGCAGCACGCUGGCAGCUGGUACUACAAAAACAGGCGUCAUUUUUCUUUGCCUCCCUCUCCACUUGUUUGGCUCCCUUCUUCACCCUCCCUCGUAUGAGCCGAGCAAGGUUGGGCAGCAACAUGACUAGUUUUAUGUAGAGCAAACUUCACAGCGAGAGAAAAAAAUAUCUUCCCUGGCUCAGAGAUCCCCCACAAGACCAGCAGAAGAAAAAAAACCCAACAUUUUUCAGUUAUAUCUUUUGCUACCGAGCAAACAUCACAGCUUUUCUUCUUGCUAUUUUUCUUCACAUUUUGUAGACACCCUACCUUCAGUGUUCUACAAACAUAGUAGAUUCAGCCAGCAGAAAAACAAAAUUCUCGUUUUGUUCUGGUCACUAGGUCCAAUCUUCCUCCAGUAGAUUCAUCCAGCAAGAUCUUGGUUCUGUUAUUUCUGCCCGUGUACUCGAGAAACAAUCCCGCCUUCAAUAGCAGCAGGCUUCCCAUCUCUAGAAUCCAUUCUGCUGCCGCCAACUCUUCAAGCAAGUGAAGAUUCAGCAGCGGGAGAAAGGCCAAGUCUCCAGCGAUGGCAGCGGCGCUGGAGUGCUGGUCGGGUCGGCCGAGCACCGACGAGGAGAUGGUAGAGCAGGUUCUCAUGAAGCCCCACGGGCGUUCGGACGACUCCCUCCCGACCUGCGCCGACUCUGCCUACGCCGGCGAGCCGACGUCGGCGCCCGCGCCCCCCAAGAAGUGGCAGCGGCUGGGCCGCAACUUUGCCGGCGCCAUCGCCGCGUUCAAGAACACGCUGAGCCUGGAUGGCGGCGGCCUCCCCCGCGACCCCUCACCGCGAGCCGAGAAGCCGCCACCGCUCCUCCUCCGUGGCCUCACGCAGCUCUACUCCCGCGGCGCCGCCAAUCAGCAGCUGCCGGAGAAGCUCGUCGCUGACCUCCGCCGCCACUUCGACGCUCUCCCCAACAGCUACGGACAGGCAGGAUUUGACAUGAAAGAUGUCCUCUUGCAUGCCCGCCUUGUAGAGCAGGCAACCGGUGAGGAUCAGCCUGCAGUGAACAUUGAGGAAGUUCAUGGCAGAGGAAGUGGUGAAGAAGGCACUGUUUUCCAGCUAACAUUUGCUUGCACAGCCCCGCUCUCAUGGCAGUCAAUGUCAGGAUCACUAGACAGCCCUUCGUUCUGUUGCAAGAAGAUCCAGAUCUUUGAGAAGAGAGGGUUGACACUUGGUGUUGUCAUGAUACUUGUGCAAACAGGGAAUGAGGCGCUCUUCAAGAACCGGGUUGAGUCUGCACUGAAAUCAGUAGUAAAGAAGCAAAGGAAGAACAGUGGUGGUGUGAAGCUGCCAUUUGGGCUCUGUGGUUGUCAAGAAGAAGGAUCGAGAAACUUUGAUGAGGAAUCAAUGUUUGAUCCAGAUGAUGGUCAGGUACUUGACAAUGAGCCGACGCGCAGACCACAGCUUCCCACUCCCUUGCCACAGUCAUCAGUCUUCGUCUCAGUAGAUGAAUGGCAAACCAUUCGCUCUGGUGGUGAGGAGCUCGGUCGCUGGAUGCUGCAUUCUGAGGAGAUUGAGUUCAUUGAUUGGGUUGGUGCGAAUUCAUUCAGGGGUGUCUAUAGAGGAAAGAAGGUUUGGGUUAACAAAUUGAGGGGCUGUGACAUGGGAAGUGCUUAUGACGUCGAGAUUCGCCAGGACUUGCUGCAGUUGAUGAGCUGUGGCCAGAGGAACAUCCUCCAAUUCCAUGGCAUUUGUUUCAAUGAAAACCAUGGGCUGUGCAUAGUAACGAGGAUGAUGGAAGGGGGAUCAGUUCAUGAUAUUCUUAUACAGAGAAACAAGAGGCUGUCCCUCCGAGACACGGUUAGGAUCGCUCUUGAUGUCGCUGAUGCUCUGGCUUUCAUGAACAACUAUGGCAUUGCAUACCGUGAUCUCAAUGCUCGGAAGAUCCUGCUAGAUAGGCAAGGGAAUGCUUGCCUUGGGGACAUGGGCAUUGUUACCCCUUGUAGUAAUGUUGGUGAGGUCACUGAGUAUGAGACAUCUGGGUACCGAUGGCUGGCUCCAGAGAUCAUUGCUGGAGAUCCUGAAACCGUCACCGAGACCUGGAUGAGCAACGUCUACAGCUACGGAAUGGUGCUCUGGGAGAUGAUCACCGGAGAGGAGGCCUACUCCACCUACUCGCCCGUGCAAGCAGCAGUCGGAAUCGCCGCCUGCGGGCUGAGGCCGGAGAUCCCCAGAGAUUGUCCUCCUUUCCUGAGGUCACUGAUGAACAGGUGCUGGGACAAUUCCCCUCUGAAGCGCCCUCAGUUCUCUGAGAUCAUAUCCAUCCUACAAAAGCAGAAUGCUUGUUAUAUGAUGGCUCACAUCUCUUAUCCCCUAAAAUGCCAGUCCAUCUUGGAAUCUUGAAUUAGCCCACAGAAGGUGACGUGAAAAUGAAAGGGCGUGAGAAUUUUAAUUGCAGGAUAUAGGGGGGAUGAAGGGCAGUGUCUUGCCACAUCCUCUACAACAACCUGCAUAGUGCUUAUUAUUAAGAGCUAGUACCAUUCACAGCAAUGUUUGGAUGCACAUUGUUGAGUACUAGCAUAUAGCAAUGUUGGAUCUACUGGGGGGCUGGGGGCGGGUCUUUGGGACAGGUCAAGAUCUGCUAAGAUUCCCCCGGCUGACCUGCUCAAGAUUGCGAUGUGGCGUGGCGAAAUAUGGGUCAAAAUUGAGGAGCCGCUCACCUCUCAUGUCCACAUCUGCUUCUACUCCAUGUGUCUGCCUGCCUGUGAUCACGCCAUGUGCUUCCAUGGCCAUGGCGGCCUCCCUAUCCCUAUAAUUGGUGUCUCGUUUUCUUGGAGCAGUGUCCACCUACGACUUUGUCAAGACUUUGAUGCUGCAUCCUGGUAGCUUCUCUCUUUAUUCCAUUUGCGCCAUGCCCCUCCAUUUGGGAGAUACCCAAUCCUUGAACAACGUGUGCCGGUUGCCAGAAAAUAGUGGUGAAUGAUUGUGUCACCCCUACUUAUUUCGUUUACCCGGCCAAGCAGCUGGCCUUGUUU
Sorghum bicolor (sorghum) is the source of this 3051-nucleotide messenger RNA. Its product is annotated as serine/threonine-protein kinase STY46. Gene Ontology annotation, biological process: protein phosphorylation. The record is from RefSeq and is a predicted model, not a curated record. Bases 602 to 2419 code for a protein of 605 amino acids. The transcript is spliced from 4 exons. Lineage: Eukaryota; Viridiplantae; Streptophyta; Magnoliopsida; Poales; Poaceae. Gene Ontology annotation, molecular function: protein kinase activity; ATP binding.